Zootermopsis nevadensis is the source of this 3103-nucleotide messenger RNA. Its product is annotated as sodium/potassium-transporting ATPase subunit beta-2. NCBI's taxonomy places the organism in Eukaryota, Metazoa, Arthropoda, Insecta, Blattodea, Termopsidae. Gene Ontology annotation, molecular function: ATPase activator activity. Gene Ontology annotation, cellular component: sodium:potassium-exchanging ATPase complex. Gene Ontology annotation, biological process: intracellular sodium ion homeostasis; intracellular potassium ion homeostasis; potassium ion import across plasma membrane. The record is from RefSeq and is a predicted model, not a curated record.
AGGGAAGGGCAGUGAGACGGGAAAACAAGCUGCGUGUAGCUGUGUGGUGGUUUCGUGUUUGUGCUCGCUUGGCGUCCCCCAGUUGACGUCAGUCCAGUGCUGUUCUGUCGGUGUGAAAGGUUUGUUGUUCGUUGCUCUCGUGGCGUUUUGUCUGGUGCUGUGGUUAAAGUAUGCCCAAACACGUACUAAACAAUACCGACAAUAAUGUCGAAUUUAUUGGUAACUUUCGACCUCCGGAAAGAAGUACAAGGGAGAAGAUAAAGUUGCUGCUGUACAAUCGUGAAACAGGCGCCGUUUUAGGAAGAACGGGGACGAGCUGGGCCAAGAUUGGUUUGUUCUACCUGAUUUUCUAUGGAAUCCUCGCUGGUCUCUUUAUCGUCUGCCUCUGGGUAUUCUACCAGACUUUGGAUCCCAGGAUUCCAUCGUGCAAACUUAGCAGUUCCCUCAUAGGAACUUCGCCAGGCCUUGGAUUUCGGCCCAGCCCUCCGAUGGACAACGUUGAAAGUACUCUGAUUUGGUAUAAAGGAACAGACCCUGAACAGUACCAAUACUGGACGAAAAACUUGGAGAAGUUUCUCGAAGUGUACAGGAAGCCAGGUCUGACCCCAGGCCGAGGUCAGAACAUCUACAACUGCGAUUAUGACAAACCCCCAAAUGAGAAUCAAGUAUGUGACGUCAUUGUUAAGAACUGGGAUCCGUGUACUCAAGAAAACAACUUCAACUAUCACAAAUCUGCACCUUGCAUCUUCAUCAAAUUAAAUAAGAUCUAUGACUGGAGACCAGAAUUCUACAAUGACACUAACAACUUGCCAGAGAAGAUGCCAAGAGAUCUCAAAGCUCACAUUGGCAUGCUAAAGACGGAACGUCCUUCUUGGCUGAACACAAUCUGGGUGAGCUGUGAAGGCGAGAGCCCGGCGGAUGUGGAAAAUAUUGGACCAAUUACUUACAUCCCCACGCGAGGAUUCCCCGGUUACUUCUAUCCUUACAAGAACUCCGAGGGCUACCUCAGCCCUGUGAUGGCUAUUCACUUUCAGAGACCAAGAACUGGUAUCCUGAUCAACAUUGAAUGCAAGGCCUGGGCUCGCAACAUUAUUCAUGAUCGCCAAGAGAGAGUCGGCAUAGUUCACUUUGAGUUGAUGAUUGAUUUCUUGGCCGCCAACUGGCUGUGCGCGGUUCACCUUCACAUUCUGUGUCGUGCCCCUCCAGUCUUUGCAGCAUCAGAAGAAAUGUCGAAGGAUGUGGGGAACAUCAAAGAUGGUGGGGUCGUAUAUCAAGAAAAUGAGCCCGCUAAACCGGUGACCUGUAAGGAUUUCUUGUACGAUCCUGAUAGAGGGAGCGUUCUGGGAAGAACUGGCGCUGAGUGGAUAAGGAUCGUCGCCUUCUACCUAAGCUUCUACAUUGUCCUCGCCAUCUUCUUUGCGCUGUACUUUUGGUUGUUCAUGAAGACGAUCAGUUACGAUGGUCCGAAAUAUUAUCUCGACGACUCGGUGAUUGGAACAUCGCCAGGUCUUGGAUUUCGUCCCCUGUCGGAGGUGCACGAAGGGAGCUCUCUGAUAUGGUACAAUACGAGUUCCGAGACCAGCCACAAGAACUGGACCAUGAGCCUAGACAAAUUUCUGGAAGGAUACAAGAAUCGAACAGUUGGCUCGAAUAUUGUUGGGUGCGACUACGGCAAUAAACCGGGAUACGGCGAAGUGUGCGCCGUGGACGUGGAUACUUGGAAGCCGUGCACGUCUGCGAACACCUUCGAUUACCUUAACAGCUCACCGUGCGUCUUCAUUAAACUCAACAAGAUCCUGAAGUGGGAACCAGAUUAUUUCAGAAAUGCAAAUGACCUACCAAAUGAAAUGCCUGAAGAUCUGAAAAAUCAUAUUAAAAAGAAGGAGAAGGAGGACCCCAAGUUUCUGGACACAGUCUGGGUGAGUUGUGAGGGCGAGAACCCUGCAGACAAGGAGUUCAUUGGGGCGGUCGAAUACAUCCCUUUUCAAGGAUUUCCAGGCUACUUCUAUCCAUUCCUAGGCGUGGAAAACUACGUCAGUCCGCUGGUUGCUGUGCACUUUAAAAAUAUUACAAGGAAUGUUCUUGUGAACGUGGAAUGCAGGGCGUGGGCUCACAACAUAGAGCACAGUCGACGUGAUCGAAUUGGACUCGUUCACUUCGAGCUAUUAAUCGAUUAGUUAAGUGCCUGGACUUGAAAGCUGCCGUAGAAUAUUUGAAGAUGCUUUCCAGUUUAUUUUGGCACUUGGGGGGGAAGAAUUAUAGAGAAAACAAAUCUGGUAGUAGGAUAAAGUUGGAGGCACUGACUCUGAUGAUUCAGUGUUGCAAACUUAUGAGUUUUAUCCCUACACUCGUUAUUAUUCAGUGCAUUUUUUCGUGAACUCUUAUGAAAUGUAACUUAGAUUUUAAAACUCUUUUUUUUUUUGCAAGUAUAAAAGACGCGAGUACAGACAAACAAUUUGGUGAUUGUAUUAAGGGUUUUUUGGUAAACGUGAAUGUAAAUUGUUUUCAAAGAACCUGCCAAUAUUCUGAUAACUUAAUUUAUAUCUUCGGCCUUAGGAACAAACCAAAAUUUUAGAGAACACUGAAGUUGCCAUUUUCAGGGUAAAUGUCUCUUAGGGUUCAGAAAGCACUGGGCAGUGGGGGGGGGUCGUGAUCAGACGCAAAUAGGAGCAGUAUGUUGUCCAGUAGGAAGCAAAAGUUGUUAAGGAAACGAGGCGAUGAGGAAACAUUUCGAGGACCAAUUAGUCAGGUAAAGAGAUAAUGAUUUAUCUCUCAACAAAAAUCACGUCAUCUCUGAAAAUACGGUCUUCAAUAAGCCACAGUAGUUUAGCUUAAUUAUUACUGAGAGUCUUACAAAUUUCUACCAGACUAAAUGGCACAACGUCUUCAUACUUGCCACCAUGAAAACUUGAAACUUCUCUUACGUAUGAUACUUUUUUUUUUAAUGAUACUGAUUUUGAUGAACAGUGGAACGAAUAUUUGCAGAAGAAAAUCACUGAAGUCGAACUCCAGGAAAUAAUUGUCCAUAAUAAUUAGCAGAAAGGUGAAAUCAAUCACUGAGCCAUUAUGUUGGCAACAAUAAAUAUAAUUGCAAAAUGCCACA